ACUUGCCCUAAGAGCAGCUCUGCACCAUUCCCCCUCCCUUUCCGCUACCUACCGCCCUUCCACUCCCUCCCCUCCCUUCCCACCCCUUCCCCAAAAAGCACCAAGCACACUCUCACACCCACCCCUACCCUCCAAAUACCACACACACCACCCUUCUAACACCCACCUACCUCCCCUCCAUCCACAACCACAGACACACAGACACACACCUCACCACCAUCUCCCUUCCACCACCACCCUCCCCUCCGCAUCAGCACGCAUCAUAACCCCAGUAGCCCACUUCGCGUCAACACCCACAUACAAUCUCUCCAGCGAACCAGUCAGUGCACUGCUUCCGCACCACCACAACCUUUCACCCCUCCCCACCCACCCUCCAUACCCCGAACUGACAGCGGCCGUUGAGUUGCUUGCCUGCUCCUGCUUGCUUCUGCCGCUCCUCGCCGCCAAACCCAACCCACCACCCCCUCUAAUACCCCCGACGCCGCCUAUCGUUGGUGUGCCGUUGCCGCCAUCAGUUGUGGUUGCUUUGUUUGUCUAAAAUCGUCGUCGGUCGGCUGGUGUUAGAUCGGUUGCUCGCCCAUUUUUCGCGUCAAACUUUUCUCCAAUCCGAGCUCAACACUCGUGCACCAGAGUUCGCCCCUCCCACUCGCCCCCCUCCCCCCCCCUACCCCUCUCUGCAUGCCAUCCGCGGCCUACCCAAGUAUGUUUUCCCCGGCGGGUCAGUCGCCCAUGCUGAAUAACGGCGGGGUGCUCGAUGGCUCUGGGACUAUUGAUCCAGCCACUUUAAACCCUACUACUGCAUUCUCAUCGCACCUCUCGUCGGCAUCCCACAUUCCUCCUUACUCGCCUCCGACGUCUAAUGCGACCGAGUUUGAUGAUUCGAAACCUGGCGUUAGCGCACUGGCUAAUAGUAGCCCUCGGGGUGUAAAACGGAGUCGAUCACCUGCUGAGCCCUAUCGGGAUGGUGCUAUUGCUGGAGAUGAUCUAGGUACAGGAGCAGCGGGUGAACCGCCUCAACGAAGAAAGAGAGGAAGGCCACCAAAGAACAAGGGUCCUGGUGUCCCUCAGAGUCCAAAUCUUGCGACCACCCCUCAACAGCAACACCAACAGCUUCCGCCACAGGCUGUCAGUACCCCUCAGUUACAGCAGAUUCAACCUCCCGCUCAACAGCCAGGAUCGCUACCUACUCCCCCUAAACCACCCCCCGCUAAACCAGUGGUAAAGGCGUUGCCGACCGUGCGUGACCACACCACUGACCAACUCACGCCAGAGGGCGAUGAGUAUGUGCCACGCGAGACUGAUGAUGAGGGCGACAAGAAAGUGCUCCCGACCGGGCACUUGUGCAAUGGUAGGGAAUACAAGUGCCGAACCUUCAAUGUUCCAAACCGCGGAGACAAGCUCUUCAUGUUGGCCACUGAAUGUGCAAGGGUGCUUGGAUACAGAGAUUCGUACCUUCUUUUCAAUAAGAAUAGGUCACUUUAUAAAAUUAUUGCUACGCAAGCCGAGAAGGAUGAUCUCAUCCAGCAAGAACUCCUUCCGUAUUCUUACCGCUCGCGACAGAUUGCUAUUGUUACUGCGAAGAGUAUGUUCCGACAAUUUGGUAGUAGGGUGAUCGUGAAUGGCCGGCGGGUGCGAGACGAUUAUUGGGAAACCAAAGCCAGAAAACAAGGUUUUACAGAGGAAGAUCCGGCUGGUGAGAAGAGGCCUGGUGCGGCAAAGCAAAGAGCCGCACAAGCCAGUGAGCAAGCUGCCCAACAACAACAGCAGCAGCAGCAGCAACAGGCGGCCGCAGCUCAACAGCAGCAGCACCAUGAACCAAUCUACCCUCAUGAUGCUGUGCAACUUGACCAACAGCCACAACCUCAAAUGGUCCAGCCGGGUCUUGGCGGGCCAGCCCCGGUUCCCCUCGCACCUUUGCCAAUGAUCCAUCUUGCACCGGAAAGUCAGGAUAGAUUAAAAGAAAUCUAUUCGGUGCCUCGUCCCAAGCAAGAGAUUACUGGACCCCCAUACCAAGACCGUGCUGUCAGUGCCGCUCCCGCACAACUCAUGGAGCAGGUGCAUAGCACUGCAGAUUUCAAUAAAGUUCUUCGAAAUAGUAGUGGUGUGAGGAAGGAGAUGUACACCAAUUACUUUAAGCCUAGAUCUCCUCCAGUUAACAAUCAGCCCGGCCAGCAGCAGCAGCCGAUGCCAAGUCCCCAGCAGCAGCAGCAGCAGCAGCAGCAACAACAACAGCCCACGAACCCUCCGCUACCACAUCCCUCUCAACAUAAUCCAAUCCCACAGCACCCUCAACUCCAUACGCCACACAUGAUGAACCCGCAGCAACUGUCAACCCUACACCACCAGCAACAGCAGCAGCAGGCCCAAGCUCAGGCCCAGCAGCAACAGGCUCAACAGCAGCAGCAGCAGGCCCAGCAGCACCAAAUCAUGCCCCAACAGUCUCCACGAACCACUCAGAGCAUCAAACCGGAGCAGCUCCACAACCACCCAAGUGCUGCCUACAUCACCCCCCAGUACUUCCAAUCUCCCGGCCCGCAGCAGCAACCGGGGCACCCGCAGCAUCACUCACAGCAGCACCACCCCCAGCCGCAUCCUCAGUCGAUCCCGGCAAUGCAUGUGCAGCACGGCGGACAGCCGCAGCCCCCGCUGUACUCCAACCCUACCCCCCAGCACUACUUGGGAAACCCGCCGCCACCGCAGAAUUACCGUCCGCAGCCACCACAGCAACAGCAGGGUGGGCAGUGGUGGAAUGCUACGGGUUAGAUAAAUGGCGUUUGCGCGAUGAGUGCGUUUGCAUGAUUAGUAUGGCCGUCAUGGUGGUUCUCGUCGGCGGUGCUGUCAUCGUUGUAUUGACGGGACGAAAUUGGGGUGAUUGUGCGAUUGGCACGAGGCUUCUUUCUCUUUCUUCUUGCUCUGGAACUUUUUUCUGCUUUUAUUUGCUUCGGUUUGAUUUGAUUUGUGCUUUAUGUUUUGUGUUUUGGUCGUAUCUUGUUUUUUUUUGUAGGCCGCAAGAUUGGGGAAUACUGGAAUCUGCUCUACUCCGCGUCAUUCUUGUUCUAACUCUUUCUCCUUUUCUCCCUUUUGUUCCUUUACCCUGUUAUCUUGAAUAGCUCUUUUUUACUCUUUUUCCUUCUCGUUUUUACUUUUUCACUUUUACCUUAACCUUCUCUUCCCCCGCCCGGGUCUUCGCACAAUCAACCAAUUGGAGUCCCGUUUAUUUCUUCCCCUUUUACUUCUACGUGAAGUUUGGCUACGCGCAUUCCAUUCCGUUCAAUUCCUUUGAUAUAUAUCUUUCUUUCUUUUCCUCAUUCGCUCAUUCUAUACGCUCCUUAUACCAAUUGCCUUCUUUUCUCCUGUUAUCUCUGCGAUUGGGAUUUGUCACUUUACCUCUCUUCAUUCGGUUCGUUAGGUCUCCAUCUCCGUCUCCAUCUAGUUGUAAUCUGAGGAUAAUUGGCCCAUCUCUUUUUUCCACUUUUACCUAUUUAUCUAUCUAUCCACUUGGCUAUUAUUUA
This is a messenger RNA of Tuber melanosporum (Perigord truffle), 3512 nucleotides long. RefSeq lists its product as uncharacterized. The record is from RefSeq and is a predicted model, not a curated record. Lineage: Eukaryota; Fungi; Ascomycota; Pezizomycetes; Pezizales; Tuberaceae. Gene Ontology annotation, molecular function: chromatin DNA binding. The coding region runs from base 679 to 2763 and encodes 694 amino acids. Gene Ontology annotation, cellular component: nucleus. The transcript is spliced from 2 exons.